CCACAACUAAUUUGAGACAGCCGUUCUACCUCACGCUGCUCACGCUGCUCACGCUGCUCACGAUGAAUGAGCAGACGGCCGGUGACGAUGAUAUUACCGCCGCCACCGAACGUUCCCCUCUUCUGAGGAUUGAUGAUACUUCCGAGAUACCGGAGUCGUUUUGGAAGCCUGGCCAUUCGAGGACAUCAACCGUAACCUCAUCCAUCGCCAGCGCUACCAUCAGCGUGCCAACAGUGCGCAAACCUGGUGCUAUACUCGGCUUAUUCUUCAUCAUAAUAUUCGCCGUUUCUGCUGCGGAUGCUUUCAAACAGAUACCUAUGACUAGAAUAUUUGAGGAUAUCCUAUGUCAUGAGUAUUACGAUGCCGCUUUCGCUCCGGAUGCGCCUAUUGAUGAAGAACUCUGCAAGGUCAACGCCAUUCAAUCCAACUUAGCGUACCUACUUGCUGUCCUCGAGUCUUUAAACUCUGGGGUCUCCUGUCUUGUUGCCUUGCUCUGGGGUAUCGUAGCUGAUCGUGUCGGGCGCAAGCCAGUGUUCAUUAUUUGUUUAACUGGAAUGGUACUUAAUCUACUAUGGGUGAUGGUCGUCGGCUGGUUUUCCUGCGCGCUGUCGUCUCGACUCAUUUGGAUAUCAUCGCUUGCUCACCUGGGUGGCGGAUCUCCGGUUUUACUUGCAUGCGUAUACAGUAUUCUGAGCGAUGUAGUAUCCGAAUCAGAUAGGUCAAUUACCUUCAUGCGCAUACAUAUAACGAGCAUAAUCGGCAAUCUGAUCUCUCCAGCCGUAGCGUCGGCAAUGAUGCCCUCAACCGGCCCCUGGCCACUCAUGUUAAUCACUUUUGCAUUAUGGAUCAUAUCUCUUGGUCUGGUUACUUUAAUACCGGAAACGUUUCACAGGGAACAAUCCGGAGAUGGCGAUUCUCAUUCCAUAUCAUUCAAAGCGCGCACAGUGCAGGGCCUUCUCCAGCUAAGAGACUCACUCUCUAUCAUUCGAAUACGCUCCGUCUUUCUGCUCCUCUGUAUCUUCUUUCUGUCGUAUCCGACUAUCAUGUGUACCCUACAGUUCAUGGUUCAGUUCCUCUCGAAGCGAUAUCACAUUCACUUGGCAGAGACUGGUUACGUACAAUCCAUAUACGGUAUCGCUCACAUUGUUGUAGUUCUCAUAAUAAUCCCCUCCGUAUGUAACAUGAUUACCAGACCAUCGACCCCUAGGUGGCUACGAAUAGAGGACGAAGAAAAGCGAGAUUUGGUACUAGUGCGUUGGUUUUACGCAGCCUCUAUGGUCGGAUCUUUGAUUCUUGGCAUUGCUCCGUCUCUAUCAGUAUUCGUGUUCGGUCUUAUCGUCAUGUCCAUCGGAUCCAUAUCGUCGAGCUUCAUCAAAAGCAUCGCAGCAUCACACGUCGACUCCGAGCACCGAUCAAGGCUAUUCACCAUCAUCGCUAUCGUAGAAGUGGGUAGCAAUAUAUGGACGAUGCCUGUCCUUGCGGGACUUUUUGCGCUUGGCAUGAAGUUGGGCGGGGAAUGGAUGGGCUUACCAUACUUCGGCGUGUCACUCACGUGUCUCGCCAUGCUAGUCCUGUCAUUGUCGGUGAGAGUACCGGCAACCAAGAGUGGCGCUGAAGAGUCUUCACUAGUUCAUGAGCCCGUCUUAGGAACUAGCGCAUGAUGACACUAAAGGAGCUUUUGAUUCCAAUUGGAACGCGACUGUGAGAUUUAAGUUGUUUCGCUACAGAGUGGUUGAGUAUUAGGCCGAUUCUACCAUAACAUGAAAUGGAUUAUGACGAA
Annulohypoxylon truncatum is the source of this 1780-nucleotide messenger RNA. RefSeq names its product MFS general substrate transporter. The coding region runs from base 63 to 1661 and encodes 532 amino acids. Gene Ontology annotation, cellular component: membrane. The transcript is spliced from 2 exons. The record is from RefSeq and is a predicted model, not a curated record. Gene Ontology annotation, molecular function: transmembrane transporter activity. Gene Ontology annotation, biological process: transmembrane transport. Lineage: Eukaryota; Fungi; Ascomycota; Sordariomycetes; Xylariales; Hypoxylaceae.